AUGUCGUGUCUGUCGCCAGAAGCCACGACAACAAUUACCUCCCGUCCAAAACUCACCCUUCAAACCACCGCUCUCCCUCGCACAUUUGGCACUUCGACCACUGGCCUAUCCUUUUCUUUCGCAGCGGCGCCAGCUUCAUCACCCACCGUUCGAAACACCUUCAAGAAUGCCUACGAAGUCGCAUCCCCAGCUUCCUCAACCUCUCCAACCAAAUCCAUCCGCUACAACAAAUCAACCUCCCCCUUCAUCCACCGAAGUCCCUACCAACUCCCCAUCGGAGUGCGUAGUAUUCUACGCAACUCCCCACUAGAACCGGCCCGGCGACAAUCAGGCUCCAUCUCAGCGGGCGGGAAUGGACCCAACGGCGCAGGCACCCGUCGUGUCUUUUUUCCGGCCAAGAAACAAGUUUGCUACCGGUACCCACUGGAAGAAGAAAUUCGCACAGAACGCUACACCGCGCAACAUCUCGAUCUUGUGAUGGAGGAGGCAGUGCCAGCCGAGGCAGACGCCAAAUCCCAAACUCCACCUGAGACACGCCCCGCCCCCUCCCAGGACCCCGAAGGCGAAAAACAGAACUUCGAUUCUAGUCCCUCAUCAUCAGAGACAAGCACCUCGGAUGACACUAGCGCCGAUGAAGGCGUGCGCGGGUCUUCGCUCUCAAAGACGGAGCGCAAAAAACGUCGUACCAUGCGCAUAGAGCGACAGGUUCGCGCAGUGGCUCUAUUGGAUGACUUUGAGGCCUAUGGCUCCUCCACACCGCAGACUCCCCGGCAGGGUCGGGCUAAGCGCCGCAGAGAAUGGAAAUGGACUCUUGGGCCGGUCGAUCUGCCUGAUAAGGCCUUGAAUAUCGUGUGCGAAAAUGUCUCAUUGUUGCACGCCGCACAGGUCAACUCGGGGUCAGAGUUUCUCCGAGUAUCCACCGACUUUUCGUCCACUCGUUAA
Penicillium digitatum Pd1 is the source of this 942-nucleotide messenger RNA. RefSeq lists its product as uncharacterized. The record is from RefSeq and is a predicted model, not a curated record. NCBI's taxonomy places the organism in Eukaryota, Fungi, Ascomycota, Eurotiomycetes, Eurotiales, Aspergillaceae.